This is a messenger RNA of Grammomys surdaster, 654 nucleotides long. RefSeq names its product thymosin beta 4 X-linked (gene Tmsb4x). Gene Ontology annotation, cellular component: cytoplasm. Bases 111 to 245 code for a protein of 44 amino acids. Gene Ontology annotation, molecular function: actin monomer binding. The transcript is spliced from 3 exons. NCBI's taxonomy places the organism in Eukaryota, Metazoa, Chordata, Mammalia, Rodentia, Muridae. Gene Ontology annotation, biological process: actin filament organization; regulation of cell migration. The record is from RefSeq and is a predicted model, not a curated record.
GAGCGCACAUAUAGCGGCGCUCGCCGCGCCCCUCCCGACAAUCGGCAGCAGCCUCUGAGCAGAUCGGACUCUCCUUGUUCGCACAGCUCGCUCGGCUCCUUCCAGCAACCAUGUCUGACAAACCCGAUAUGGCUGAGAUCGAGAAAUUCGAUAAGUCGAAAUUGAAGAAGACAGAAACGCAAGAGAAAAAUCCUCUGCCUUCAAAAGAAACAAUUGAACAAGAGAAGCAAGCUGGCGAAUCGUAAUGAGGCGAGCGCCGCCAAUAUGCACUGUACAUUCCACAAGCAUUGCCUUCUUAUUUUACUUCUUUUAGCUGUUUAACUUUGUAAGAUGCAAAGAGGUUGGAUCAAGUUUAAAUGACUGUGCUGCCCCUUUCACAUCAAAGAAUCAGAACUACUGAGCAGGAAGGCCUCCCCUGCCUCUCCCGCCCAUCUGCUGGUCUGGCUGGCAGAGAGGGAAAAGAACUUGCAUGUUGAUGAAGGAAAAAGCUGGGUGGGAGAUGGUGAAAUAGAGAGUAAAAUUCAAGAUGGUCCAAGAUGUCCUGCAGGAUGUAAAAUGCAGUUUAAUCAGAGUGCCAUUUUUUUUUGUUCAAACAAUUUUAAUUAUUGGAAUGCACAAUUUUUUUAAUAUGCAAAUAAAGUUUUAAAACCUGGA